AGGAGGCUUUGCAGUCUUCUCCCUUGGAGAAAAUGGGUUCUGCUGCGGUUGUCAUUUUGCUUUUAUUUUUGUUGGUGGUGUCGGUAGUCAGUGCUGUUAAGUUCCUUGUAACGGUUUGGCCGACAGAAGAGGCCGAAAGCCUUCAGGCGGUGGUUUAUAUGGGGGUCAGAAGCGCUGACGACGCGAGAUUUUACUACGGUCAAACGUAUCAAGAAGAGGAUUGCAGGUGGAGUUGGAGCCAGUCCCAGCAGUCAUCAAGUGAGGGAAGGGGGCGCUGUUCUCUGUGUGCCAUUUGUUUUGGCAUCAUGACAAAUGCUUCAGAUAUCCAGCGUCGUCAUUGCGCAGAAGAGUUUGAACCAAAAAGCGGAGUGACCUUCCUCCGCUCUCAGUCUGACAGGGGCAGCACAGAAGCCGCAAGACGCUCACAGCUCCCGCUCUCUGCCGCACCAGCCUCAGAAAUGAACAACAACUUAGUCGGAGAUGAAAUCGGGAAACUUUUUGUGGGUGGAUUGGACUGGAGUACAACACAAGAGAAGCUGUGUAACUACUUCUCACAAUAUGGGGAAGUCGUAGACUGUGUCAUCAUGAAGGAUAAAACCACAAAUCAGUCGCGAGGCUUCGGCUUUGUCAAAUUCAAAGACCCCAAUUGUGUACGAACAGUGCUAGAGACGAAGCCACAUAAUCUGGAUGGUAGAACUAUUGAUCCUAAGCCAUGCACUCCUAGGGGAAUGCAGCCCGAAAAGUCUCGAACCAAAGAGGGCUGGAAGGGCAGCAAAGCUGAUAGCAAUAAAUCAAAGAAGAUAUUUGUAGGUGGAAUCCCCCAUAACUGUGGCGAGCCUGAACUCAGGGACUAUUUCAAUAGAUUUGGAGUGGUCACAGAGGUGGUAAUGAUCUAUGAUGCGGAGAAGCAGAGGCCCCGAGGUUUUGGAUUUAUUACUUUCGAGGCCGAACAAUCAGUGGACCAGGCUGUCAACAUGCAUUUUCACGACAUCAUGGGCAAAAAAGUGGAAGUAAAGAAGGCUGAACCUCGUGACAGCAAGGCUCCUGGCCAGCUGGGCCCAGGCCACUGGGCACCCAGGGGCAUCUUGAGUGCAGCUAAUGGUUGGACAGCACAGCCUGCUCAGAGCUGGCAGCAGCCGUACGGGCCACAGGGAGUGUGGGUAUCGACUACAGGACAACCUAUAGAAGGCUAUGCUCCUUCACUGUCUGCAGGAAGAGGAGCACCAACGCAACCUCCAUCGCCUUUUAACGCCUUCCUGGUCACAGCCCCCGCUGGUGGCUUUGCUGCACCUCAGGGCUUCCCUCAACAGGGCUACAGCACAGCACCUCCAUUUGGUUACAGUUUUGGCACACCGCAGGCAGACCAGUUUGCUCCCCAAGUUCCUCCACCGCCAACCACUCCAGGAACUGCACCUCUGGGCUUUGCCCCUGCCACAACACCAACUCAGGACUUAAGCAAAGCUCCCACUGCACAGCCCGACUUCCCUUAUAGCCAGUAUGGCUUUGGUAACUACCCUCAGGACCCCUCUGCCUACGGACCAACGCGUCCUUCUCACAGUUAUGGUCAGGAUGAGCAGGGAGGAUAUAGUGCAGGGUACGGACAGGAGCUGACAGCCUUUGGCCAUAGCUUCGCAGACCCGAGCCAGCCAACAGCUUCCUAUGUGCCACCAACAGCACAACCCACCGCUGCCCCCCAAACAGCAGCCAAUGCUUUUGGCCGAGGGCAGAACCACAAUGUUCAGGGCUUUCAUCCAUAUCGACGUUGACUGCUGCUGUUGUCCUUGGGUGCUGUUAAAAAUGAAUAACUAAAACAAAACAAAAAAAAAGAAGUCAGGGAAAUUAUUGUUUUCACUGAUACAUAUUCUGGAGUUCUGGAUGGAUUGUGGGGAUGUUGAAUACAAAGUUUAUGAAAGAGAAACUAUUAUGAAAGAAGAAAC
Molecule: messenger RNA, 1937 nt
Organism: Cynoglossus semilaevis (tongue sole)
Lineage: Eukaryota; Metazoa; Chordata; Actinopteri; Pleuronectiformes; Cynoglossidae
Gene: dazap1
Product: DAZ associated protein 1
Exons: 16
Coding region: 33-1766 (577 amino acids)
Biological process (GO): regulation of translation
Cellular component (GO): cytoplasm
Molecular function (GO): mRNA binding
Source: RefSeq, a predicted model, not a curated record